AUGCUGGAGGCGAGCAUGACCGAGAAGCAGCUGCGGCGGUUCCUGGGGGUGAUGGUGGACAACCUCGUGGACAGCAACGUGUUUAUGCGGUCUCUGGUUCUAUCGGUGGAGCAGACUAGCGCGGCCCGGCAAGAGUUGCGGGCGGUGGAAGAGGAGGAAGAGGAGGAAGAGGAGGAGGAGGAGGAGAGCGACGGAGAGUCGGGUGUAGGCCCGGCAGCGACAUCGAGAAAGAUAGACCGGCAAGGAGAGGGCGACGGGGAGAGCCCCGAUCACGAGUGUGGCGGCGAUGGUCGUGAUGGUAAUGCUGAGGUUGAACAGGAUGAAGAAGAGCCGUGCUAUCUCGGACACACUUGGUACGACGUGCAGCCGCGGGAGGUGCCGUUGCAGGAGGACAGCGAGGAUAGACAUACGAGUGAGUUCAAGGAGGCCGGAGAAGGGGCGGAGGUAGCCCCGCGGAAGGCGACGGCGGCGGCGGCGGAGGGGGCUGGGAGCAGCAAGACUAACGGGGAGAUGACGCGGCUGCAGCGCUUCCUGAUGCACAACACCCCUCAGUUGGUGCGCGAUCUCAUGUGCGUCGUGAGCCUCGAGACGAUAAACCACGAGAACAUCUGCUGCCUCAACACGGCCGUGCUCAUCCUCAUCUUCGCGUACCGGCGCGGGCAGUUGGCGGAGGUGCUAGAUGCGGUGCGGAAACUCCCGGCCGGAAGAGGCGUGUCCAAAGAGGCAGAGAUUGACUCGGAGUUCGACCUUGAUGGUGACAAGGCCGGGGACGGGGGAAAAGAGGGACUGGCCUGGCCUUCAAGCGUCGGUAAAAGCGGAGGGGAUGGAUGCAACAGCGGCGGCGGCGGCGGUGGAGGUGGCUGCUGCCACCACCAUCCCAUUACUGGCCCGGCUGACGGCAGCGGCGGCGGCGGCGGCGACGGCGAGUCGCCGGCAAAAGAAGGGACGGCCGUGCUUGAAGGCUUCCGGCGAUUGCUGUGGUUCUGGAGCGAGUACUACCUUCGCGGGGGACGGGACCGCCUAAGCCUCGAGUUCUCCACCCACGUCAAGUUCUGGGCUUGGAAGAGGGUGGUUCGGCUGCUCUGCGCCGACGACGGCAGCCCCACGGCACUCGUCAGGGCGCCCCUGAGGCUGCCGCGCUCGCCGUACGACACGGUUCUGCGACAAUCUCCUCCAUCUUUGCCGAAGCAGCAACAUGCACGAGAGCAUGACGAGCUGUAGCACCACCAGCGAUAAUUUUAUUCUUUUGCGAUUGGUGGUGUACUCGGUCGUCGGGUGUAAUUCACCCUUUUUUGUUUUUUUUUAGGCCCCUAGCCUAGAGAAAGAGAAAGAAUGGAGUUUUUUUUUGUCGUCGUUUUUUGCUGUCUGCUUUUGUUUGAGGUCGUCGUUUUUGGAGAGAUCCCAAGGGAGAGAGGAUCGCGGUGCCGGUUUGGCUCAAAUAUUUGCGUUGUGGCGCGUUCGUCAUGGGCCGAACUAUUGACACCGCGGUGUUGGUACUGCUGCUUUGCGUGUCACCGGGAAGGGGAGGGAGGUGGAUGUCGUUGCAUGGGGCUCGUUUCUGAUCGCGCUCGUGUACGGCGCGAUUUUUUCACCGAGACGAUGCGGCCAGAAAAGAAAGUUCUUUUGUUUUUAGCAUUCCAUCCUUUUGUUGACAGGUCAUGCCCCACCCUGCUGGUCGUUGUCUUGGGUGAGCCGGGAUGGGAGCUAAGAAUAUUGCCAGGGGUGAUACUUGGGUCGAAUUUGGGGGAAUCGUUCCUCCCCCCCCCACGUUGUCUCUACCCUUGCGAUGUGUGCUUACGUGUUUCGUUGCGUUGCGUUGUUCAUCCCCCCCCCCCGAGGUCAAUGGUCUAACGACUACGACAUGCACGACUAUUGAGUACCCCCCCCGCCCCCCCCCCAUCCUCCCGCCCGGCUAAUGUUGUUGUGCUCGUUUGAGUCGAAUAGUCUAAUUUAUAAAAUCGUGCGGUUGGCGUGUGUGAUGACUACUGUCAAGCACGGAAGGAGCAACAAGCUCUCUCCCAAUAUUACCCCGGUGAUGAUACUGACUGCUGUAAUGACUACACAUUAUGCGUGGUCCCUUCCCAAGGUGACGGGGCGUCACUCUCGCUCCACCAGUAUACACCAGUUCACUGGUUGUGUGCAGAAGGGUUUGUUUUUGGAAGUGGGCACCAGUCGAGGAACUAGUCUAACGCGCUUGGACUCAAACCACACGGUCAUAUGAGGCAGAUUACGGAGGUCAAUUUGAGGGUAGUCAUCACUGUGUAACAGGGAGAGCCGGCUCACUCCUGUGUGUGUUUGGUGUGUGUCUAUUCUUACGGGUUAGUGUAGUAUCGCGUUGCAAGCACCCUGGUACAGCACCUCUCUACUUAGUCGUAUGUAGGGUGCUCGCUGCGUUGUAUUUUUCAAAGAGAAUCAUCGUUGAC
Molecule: messenger RNA, 2423 nt
Organism: Ectocarpus sp. CCAP 1310/34
Lineage: Eukaryota; Phaeophyceae; Ectocarpales; Ectocarpaceae
Source: the annotation of a GenBank genome assembly